This is a messenger RNA of Stegodyphus dumicola, 6672 nucleotides long. RefSeq lists its product as uncharacterized. Gene Ontology annotation, molecular function: 5'-3' DNA exonuclease activity; damaged DNA binding. Gene Ontology annotation, biological process: interstrand cross-link repair; double-strand break repair via nonhomologous end joining; telomere maintenance. The record is from RefSeq and is a predicted model, not a curated record. Lineage: Eukaryota; Metazoa; Arthropoda; Arachnida; Araneae; Eresidae.
UUGAGUCACUGUUAAUGGAAGUGAAUGCAUUACCUGUUUUAUUGCAGUAUUCAUUUCGUACCUGUUGCCUGUUAAUUUAUUUACCUAUUUAAGGAGAAAAUGAGCACAUUCGACGGUGUAAUAAAAGAAUAUCCUCUAAUAUCUAUUGAUAGAUUUUUGAAAGAUGAGGAAUGUGAUAACUAUGCCUCAACCGUAUAUUUCUUGUCUCACUGUCAUACAGAUCACAUGAGUGGUUUGGAAGAUAAGGAAUUUUAUGAGCAUUUGAAAGCCAGGAGUUUUAGCAAAAUUUAUGUAUCUGAUGUUACAGAGUGCUUGCUGAAAAGUGAUCCUUUGUAUUUCCAUUUAUCAAAUUUUAUAGUGAACCUACGUCUUGAGCAACCAGCUAUUAUUAAUCUUCCUGAUACAGAUGGCAAAAUACAAUCAAAUGUUGUUGUCACUAUGCUAACUGCAGGUCAUUGUCCUGGAUCUGUGAUGAUUUUAAUUGAAGGUAAUAAUGGAAGAAUAUUGUAUACUGGUGAUUUUAGACUCCCCAUUGGUGGAUCUGCUAGGUUAUUAAAUAUGCAUGAAGCCGAUGGCAGCUUAAAAAGAUUGGACAGCUUAUACAUUGAUACAACAUUUUGCAACAAAAAUAGCCAAUAUAUUCCCACAAGAGAAGAAUGCUUGGAUGCUAUUAUUUCAUUAGUACAACCUUGGAUUAGAAGAGGGCCCAAUUAUAUAGUACACUUUUUUUGUCCAGCACAAUAUGCAUAUGAAUUCGUCUUUGUUGAACUCUUCAAGAAAUUCAGAGUGAAGACUCAUGUAACAGAAGAGAGAGAACGGAAAUAUGCUGGUAUCAAAGAAAUAGAAAAUGCAGUCACAAGUAUUUCAAACGAAGCUCAAAUCCAUGCUUGUAUUUAUGAAAAGACCUGGAAGGAUAGAAAACCUGUCUACUAUUUCACGUCACCAUGUGGCUAUUGUACAGAUGAUCUGAAACCUGUAAAAGUCAUGUAUAUUAAACCGAGUGCAAUGUUUUUUGAGAAAAAUAAAUUUGAUAAAGUAAACUGGUAUGAUGUGAAUUGUAAGAUGCAUCGAGUGUGUUAUUCCACCCAUUCUUCACUUGAAGAAAUAAGAGAUAUGGUUAAAUAUCUAAAUCCAUGUGUGGUGUAUCCAAAUGUGGUUGUCAAACAAACUGUAAAAGAGAUAUUAGAUUUAUUGUCAUUUAUUCCCUGCAAUUCUGAAGAGUCUGAAGAAGUAACAUCACUCUCUCCUCUGGGACUUCUGAAAACUGUUUCUGAAAAUCAACUAUCAGCAGAAACUCCAAGCAGUUUGCCUUUCUAUGAUGAAUGCUACAUUAUGUCAAAAGACCCAGUCUGUUUAAGUAAAGUGAAUGGUAAAGAAAACAUCAUUCAUGAAAGUAGUAAAUUAAAGAAAGGGAAUGAAAAGGAAAAUAUCAUCGAAAAUAACAAUUUAAGUAAAGGGAGUAAAAAAAGCAUUAUCAAUGAAAAUGAUAAUGAUGAUUUUAACAAAUCUCAGUUGAAUGCUGUUAAACAUCCAAAUAAAACAGAAAAAUGUGAUGGAAAAGAGGACAGUUGCAAAGAUGUUUUACCAGUGUCUGGUGCUGCUAAUCUUUUAUUCUGGGAUUAUAACUUUUCAUCAGAUGAUGAGCAUAGGAGUCAUAAUUCAUCGCAGAAAAGUAACACUGAAGAAAAAUCUGAUUCAGAAACUCUUUACAGUACUUCAGAAGAACAAAAAUCAAACCCUGAUAAUUAUUGCAAACAGGAUUUAGUACAUGCAAAAAGUAAUAUAAGUAAUAAGAAACUUAAUCAUAUUUUUCCAAAAAGAACUUAUGAUGAUCCUCAAUGUACUACUUCUGGUACAAUUAAUUUUAAUACUAAAUCUUUUAAUAAAUCUAAUAGUAGAAAUUUUAAUGAUAGAAAACAUCCUUUUAAUCACUUUCUAACUGAGAUGGUAAAAGAUGAAUCUUGUGUGUGUGAUACAGAGCUCAGGACUAACUUAUGUUCAUUACCAUGUUUAUUCAAUGAAAAAAGCAAAGUCCAUACUAAUUUAUCAUUAACAAAUAAUGGCUCAGAUUCAAAUGUUUACAAUACAAAAUCUAAAAAUAUGCUGAAAGAUAUUGCAUAUACUGCAAAAAGUUCACAUGUUAAUAAUGAAAAUUCAUUUCAUUCUGCAUCUUCUAAAAAUUUAGUUCCAUAUUUAUAUGAUAUAAAAACUAAAUCAUCGAAUGAUAAUGAUGACCACAGAAACCACAAUUCUUAUGAAGAUGAACUAAAUUCAAAUGAACCAUCAAAUAUAGAAGUAAAGUUCAAUUCCAGUGUUACUUGUAAUAACUUUAUAAAGAAUAUAUGCGAUGUUAUCGAAGAUGGUGCUUCCAAUUUCAGCUUAUGCUCCCCUAGAAAAAAUGUGAAAGAUAUAUCUUGUGCAAAAUUUUCAUAUACCAGCUGUAGAAAAAAUAUUGAUAAGCAUGACACUGAUUGUGGUCAAGAAGAUGUAAUAAAAAAUAACUAUCACAAUUCUAAAAUUUCAUCUCUUUCGUUAAAACAAGAGCAUGGAGCAAAUGAAGAGGAAAGUCCAUCUUUUAAUUUAAAAAGCAAGAGUGUUCAAGGUUUCAGUAAUGUUCAUAAUCAAAAUUCAGAAAUUGAAGUGAUUGAUUUAUUUUCAGAUGAUUCACCUGGUGAUGAUAAUCUGACUGCAAAAGUAUCUUUAGGUGGUGAAAACAAAUUUGGUUUAUCAAGUCAUCUUGUGAAUCAUGAUGUUGGAGUUAAUGCAUCAAGUAAUAAAUUGUCAGUUCCUCAUGCUGUAACAACUGAUAAAUCAAACAACAUAGAAGUAAUUGUUGAUUCGUCCAGUGAUCUGGAAGACAGUCCAAGUUUAUUAUCUUCUUCUACAAAGAAGUUAUUGUGCUUUAGCCAUCCAUUUAACCCUCAUAGGAAAAGAGAGACAGAAGAAGAAAAUUGUCUUCAUGCUGAGAAAAGAACCAAAGUAGAUGUACUGCCUGAUUCUCCUGAGCUUUUUAUUACAGAUUGUUCAGAUAAUUCACCUGAUGACAUUCUUUGCCUUACUUAUGUGCCAUUUCAUGAGGGAAGUACUGAUGACUUAUGACAUCAGUUUAAUUUCAGGAUGUUUACAUAGAGCUAAAUAAGUUUGCAUUUUUAUACAUAAUUUAUUUUUUGUAAUAUUUUAAUUUAUUUUCUAUUUUAUAAGGUUAUUAAAAGAAAUUGAUCAAGCCUAUUUUUUUUUUUUUUAGAUGCAGUGAAAUAUGUAUGGAAGAUUAAUCUCUUACCUUUAUUGCAGAUUUAUAUCUUACUAAACAAUCUUAGUUUAAAAAAUUGAAUCUGCAAAAUAAUCAUUAGAAAUCAUUUGAUGUAUUGUAAAUGCUAAAUUGUUCAAAAAUGACCUGGAUGAAUGAAAUGAUUGAAAAAGUAAGAUGAUUACAUACCAGCAAAGCUCAUUCAUUUUCAAAAUAAUCCUGUUAUGCUAUGAUAUUCCAUUUCCAGUGGUUUAUACUUUCUUUAAGAAAAUGUAUGUUUGGAUGAGUAUAGUCUUUUUAACAACUAUGAUGAACAUAGAAUGGCAUUACUUCCUACCUGCCUAUGUGUGACAGGUAUUGUUUCCCAUAUUGUCUAUGAAGCCUUGUUAGAAUUUGCAGGUUUGAGAUUCUUUCCUCUUCAGAAAAUGAAAUUAUAAUCCUUUUUCUUUUUUCCGCCACAAGCUCAUAUGUGUGUUGUAUAAUCAUAAUUUCCACAGUUGCCACACAUUACGAACAAGGAUGAACUUCCAUGGUAUUGUAGAUUGUAAUAUCCAAAGUCACUCACUCUGAUGCAGGAAUUAUUGUGUGAAAAAUUCCUUAGUCUGAGUGAUGUUUGCAUGCCUUAGUAUUUGAAGCAAAUAUUUAUUAAUAUUUUAUUUCAUUAUAUCUGUGAUAUACUUGCAAUUGUUGCUUUAGCUGUGAUGUAAUUUUAGGAAUUUUAUUAGCUGUAUAUUAUUUGAUACAUUUUAAUACUUAAUUGCAUGUUGCAUGUAUUGUUUUCAAAAAUAAAAAAAUUGAAGAAAUUCAUAUAAACUGUCAUUCGCAUAUAUUUAGUGAGAGAUCAGUUUUAUUUUAUUUUACUUUUAUGUGAGCUACAAAGUCAAACUUUGAACAAGCUAUGUGAUUUUUUAAAAAAAUCAAUUCUAAUUUGUUAUCAACUGUUUAAAUUUUUUAAUCCUUUGGGAGCAAAACAGAUACCAUAUUUCCUAAUGUAGUUUUCCUAUAUCUUUUUAGUGGCAAGUUCUCAAAAUCUUAAAAAUUUUUGUGUAAUUUCCCCUUUCCUCAUUGUGUUCAGAGGACAAAAUGAGAUUCUCCUCUGAACACAAUUUAAUUGUUCUCUUUUGAAAUGAAAUAAUCUACUUAAUGGUCAUUUUCCUCUUACUAACAAAGAUAAACUCACAAACUACCUGCAAAGAUCAGACUGAACUUAUUCCUUCUAACUGUUGAACUUUAUGCCAGCCAACCCAUCAUGGCAGAGAAAAUAUAAACUGACAUCUAGUCUGUGGUUUCACCAAGUCAGCUGCACAUUCACCUUCUCCAAUCAUUUGUAAAUUAUUUGAGGCCUAAGAAGUACUAGAGAUAACAGUAAAAAUGAGUGUGAUUAAAGGAAAGUAGAAAUGUAGAUAUCUUAUUCGAUAUUGUAAUAUUAAUAUUGCUGUGUCUUCUUAUUGGAAUGAAGUUUCUUUUAAAGAAAUUGUGUUAUUUUCCUGUAGUUCAUCCAUCAUUACUUUUCAGUUUUUAUGUUCUUACUGUAACCGUGCCCUUCAGAUAUGAAAUUAUUUUCUUAAUUUUCCUCUCUCAAUUUUCAGAUGAUAAAAUUAGUAAAAAAAGGGGGGGUUAUGCGAGGAAACGGGCAGAAUAAUGAUGUGACACAAAUCACAGUUGGGAAAGACAUACCCUCUGUUUUUAAGAUGAGAAGAACCCAAAAGUUCAGGUGAGAUAUGCUUCUUGCUUUAUAAAUCUGCCAGUGCAGCAUUUAAGAUUUUGAUAUCUGGGUUUGAUUGUGCCUAUAUGUAUAUCUCUGUGCAUGUGUGCUUUUAUCAGGCAUCAUAUGAUCAAAUAAAUACAGUCAUCUGUACCUUUUUAAUCUUGUAUACUACCAUGUAUUGUAAAUAAAUACUGCCAGUAAAAUGUAAAGGCAAAUGACAGUUUGGAGUAGGUAUCUCAUUCCCAGCUUAACACAUCUAAGCAGAAAGGGUAAAGAAAUCUUAUUCUUCAUAUUAGCACUAUAUGUUAAACAAAUCCAUAUUGUUAAAUUUGUCUUUACUGUUAAGGAUGUUAAAAACUUUAGAAUCACUUUUCUGUUUAUGUUUUGGCAAUUUUUAGAUGCUAUCUCCUUUAAUAUGUUAUGAUCACUUGUAUUGAAAUAAUAAGAGAAAAGGUCAUAUGGCAUUGGUGCCAAUGUUCAUGAUUUUUGUGAAACAGGAAAAGCUAUGCCAGAUAAUUUUAAUCCUUAGCCUUUGCAAAUUUUUGUACCACUGCAUACCGGCAACUCCAGCACAUUUUCGUAGCAGAACGAGUGAAAUGGAGUCUUAUUUUAAGUGAGAAGAAUUACACGUGCUUGUGAAUGUUUUUAAUUUUAUUUCUUUUAUACAUAUGCACUUUCUUUUUGCAAAUGAAAGAUAAAUUGUAAAUUUUGUAAUUCACUAUGGUGUGAUAUCUUUGGAAACAAUCCCCCAUGUGCAUCCUGAGUUUACUUGGGAAAAUGACACAUCGAAGUCUUCCUGAGAAUCUCCAUUUCACUUUCAAUAAUUCUCAUCCAUCGUCUCUUUGGUAGUAUAAUUUCGGAACCACUACUUGAAGUGUCAGAAUUAUAAUCAACAUUGUCUUUCACAAUAUCUUUUAAUAACACUUGAAAAUCAAACACGUCUUCACUGCCACUCAACUCUAAAUUCUCAUCAUAAUAAUUAUUUUUCUCCAUGUUGCUAACCGUCAAAAAAUGGUUUAAUCGUAACAGUACGGAGAUUGAGCACCUUUUAAAUACAGAUAACAAUUGCCAACGCUGACGAUACCACAGCAUCUUAAGCGUAAUCAUGCUAAAAACAUUAGCGGAGCCUACAAAGCUGUGGAACAAAUGCCAGAUGGCCCUGUAGCAGACCAAUGGAGCUAAAAACAUUUGGUUCCUCAGCAGAGCCAACGGAGCUGUGGAACAAAUGCCGGAUGGCCCUGUAGUGCAGCCAAAAGAGCACUAAGAGUUAAGUGAUGUAGCUUAUAAAGUAAGGCUGAAAAGUAGGAGGUUCCAAGUCAUUCUUUUAAGUAAUAGUAUUUCCCAAUCUUUUCUAGCUAUAUGAUUUUCUAUUAUGAUUUUUUCCUCUCAUCUUCCAACAUUUUCCAUUAUGUCAAUUUGCUUCUUGUCAUUUUCCACAUGAGACCUAAGUCACUGUCAUGCUUAGAUGUUCUUUGCUGAUAUUCUAUACUUAAAUUCCCUACAGAUUAUGGUCUUACAUUUUUGUUUAUAAUAAAGCAAUUAUAGUUGCUGUAUGGUGGGAAAACAAAUGGUGCAUUCCUAAGCACAUUCACUUUAUUUUGCCAAAUUUAAGUAGUUUACAUUAGAACUGUCGUUGGCGAUUUAUUACUGUUCUUGGUGACAUCUAAAAAACCAGCGGCUGUAAAAAUGAGAAAGAAAGAAAAAAAAAAAAAAAAAA